AUGUCUUCAUUUGAUAAGUCCUCCCAAGCGGAAACGGGUGAUGCUACACGCCACUCUGAUGUUGCCGAAUCGGAUGCGAAACACUUAGAAUCAUCUCACCAUGUGGACGAUAUACGAACUGAGAAGGCCCUGGAUGCUUUAUCAAACAUUAAUGACAUGGCAACGACAGUUGACAACAUCCCAGUCAGUUGGUAUGUGUGGUUGGUGGCCAUGACGGCCUCUAUGGCAGGUUUGCUGUUUGGAUAUGACACUGGUGUCAUUUCAGGAGCGACGGCAUAUAUGGGCAGUUCUUUGAACAACAGGCCCAUUACCAGUAACGAGAAAGAGCUCAUUACAUCUCUUUGCUCAGGGGGCGCCUUCUUCGGCGCUAUCUUUGCAGGAAACACGGCAGACAGGGUAUGUCAACCUAUUUCUCUUCUAGCAUCUCUUUCUUCAAUUCGCUGGAACAAGCUAACGUAUUCAAUCAUUAUCAAGUUUGGCCGCAAAAUGGCAAUCUAUACCGGUUGUGCUCUUUUUAUUAUCGGCGCUGUCCUUCAAGGUGCAGCAUAUACAAUCGCUCAAAUGUCAGUUGGACGUAUUAUUAUCGGGUUCGGCGUCGGAUCAGCAGCCAUGGUCUUACCAUUAUACGUUGCGGAGAUUGCACCCGCUAAGGCUCGAGGAAAGCUUAUCGGGUUGAACAAUAUGUCUAUUACGGGUGGUCAGGUCAUCUCCUAUGCGAUCGGCGCGGCCUUUGCAAAUGUAUCCAACGGGUGGCGAUACAUGGUAGGACUGGGUGCUGUUCCUGCUAUCAUCCUUGCUGUGCUGCUACCAUUCUGCCCUGAGUCACCACGUCAUCUGGUAUACCAGGGACGCGAUGAAGAAGCCAGAGUAGUCUUGAAAAAGAUCUACAAGGGUGCCAACGAUUUGCAAAUUGAUGCUGUUCAUCUCUCAAUUCGAGUCGCUUGUGACCAAGCACACGAAAUCAACGAAAGCGCCUCUGCCUUUGGCAAGGUCAAACAACUCCACUGCGUCCCGAGUAACUUGCGUGCAUUGAUCAGCGCGUGCGGUCUGAUGGUGUUUUCUCAGAUGACAGGUUUCAACGGUCUGAUGUACUACAGCGGAACAAUCUUUGGAUCUAUUGGAUUCAGCAACCCAAUGGCCGUAGGCCUUGUGGUGGCCGGUACCAACUUUAUUAUGACAUUCGUGAACAUGAUGGUCGUGGAUAACUGGGGCCGUCGCAAACUUCUUCUCGCUACAUCCUGGGGUAUGUGUGCUGGUAUGCUGGCGAUAGCAGUCGCAUUCCACUGGGUCCCCUUCGAUCUAGCCUCUGGAACGCUCACAUCUACUGGUGGCACUCCACCAGCUGCUAUUGCCAUUAUUGUCUUCAUUAUUUGGUUUGUUGCCUUCUAUGGUGCCUCUGUUGGCAACACUGCAUGGAUGAGUACCGAUUUCUUUCCCUUGGAGGUGCGUGCUAUGGGAACUAUGUGGCUCACAUGUUCCAACUGGGGUAGCAAUGUCAUUAUUUCCAGUUGUUUUCUUUCUAUGAUUGAGGGGAUGACGCCGUCUGGUGCCUUUGGCUUCUUUGCUGGUAUUUGUGGGGUCGGCUGGGUUUGGCUCUAUUUCUUCUAUCCUGAGGUAUCUGGACUUGUGCUGGAGGAAAUCACGGAGGUAUUUGAACAUGGAUUUGGAGUGAAAUACGCGAGGAAUUUGCGACGGGAGCGCAAGGAGCUCAUUGAAGAACGCAUGAAGUCCCAGGAUAAGCCCCUUGCUAUGGGUCAUUAG
Penicillium angulare is the source of this 1761-nucleotide messenger RNA. RefSeq lists its product as uncharacterized. NCBI's taxonomy places the organism in Eukaryota, Fungi, Ascomycota, Eurotiomycetes, Eurotiales, Aspergillaceae. Gene Ontology annotation, molecular function: myo-inositol:proton symporter activity. The coding region runs from base 1 to 1761 and encodes 586 amino acids. Gene Ontology annotation, cellular component: membrane. The transcript has a single exon. The record is from RefSeq and is a predicted model, not a curated record. Gene Ontology annotation, biological process: transmembrane transport.